Messenger RNA from Nanorana parkeri, 1034 nucleotides. It is a transcript of the gene RPL5, whose product is annotated as ribosomal protein L5. Gene Ontology annotation, biological process: translation; ribosomal large subunit assembly. The coding region runs from base 105 to 1034 and encodes 309 amino acids. The transcript is spliced from 9 exons. Lineage: Eukaryota; Metazoa; Chordata; Amphibia; Anura; Dicroglossidae. The record is from RefSeq and is a predicted model, not a curated record. Gene Ontology annotation, cellular component: ribosome; cytosolic large ribosomal subunit. Gene Ontology annotation, molecular function: structural constituent of ribosome; 5S rRNA binding.
ACUGAGCAUGCGCAGUAUGCACGGCCUUUUCCCAGUUCUCCAGCGCCCUUACGUGAGCGCUGUGACUCUCCGGUCCUAGCCUCGACGGGACAAAAUCCGGCAAAAUGGGGUUUGUAAAAGUUGUGAAGAACAAGGCUUAUUUCAAGAGGUACCAGGUUAAGUUCCGCAGAAGGAGAGAGGGCAAAACUGACUACUAUGCCCGCAAAAGACUGGUCAUCCAGGACAAAAACAAGUACAACACCCCCAAAUACAGGAUGAUUGUGCGCAUCACCAACAGAGACAUCAUCUGCCAGAUUGCCUAUGCCAGGAUUGAAGGUGACAUGAUUGUCUCUGCUGCUUAUAGCCACGAACUUCCCAAAUACGGUGUGAAGGUUGGGCUGACAAACUAUGCUGCAGCCUAUUGCACUGGUCUGCUGCUGGCUCGCAGGCUGCUGAACAAGUUUGGCCUUGACAAAAUCUAUGAAGGCCAAGUGGAAGUGACUGGAGACGAGUACAAUGUGGAAAGCAUUGAUGGCCAACCUGGUGCCUUCACCUGCUAUCUGGAUGCCGGUCUCACCAGGACCACUACUGGAAACAAAGUCUUCGGCGCACUCAAGGGAGCCGUAGAUGGAGGCCUGUCCAUUCCUCACAGCACCAAACGCUUCCCCGGCUACGACUGCGAGAGCAAAGAGUUCAACGCAGAAGUCCACCGCAAACACAUCCUGGGCCAGAAUGUGGCGGACUACAUGCGUCUUCUAAUAGAGGAAGAUGAGGAGGCAUACAAGAAGCAGUUUGCCCGGUAUAUAAAGAAUGGUGUCACAGCUGACCAAGUACGUAACAAGACAGCAUGCAAGAGAUUUGAGAUUCCAGCAGGACAGAUCCAGAAAAUUCCAAAGCGCCUGACGUUUGUGUUGGGACAUCUCGAUGAUCAGAAAGCGAUGAUUCCUGUACAGCAAGAGGAGCAGGUUCUUGGGUUUUACUUGCGUGUUUGUGAACUUUGCAAACUGCUGCACUUGCCCCAGGAAUGCAGAGACUUUGCUGAAGAAGCAGCCUGA